AUGAAUGCACUUCAACAUUUUAACCCGGGAACAGUAGUGGAAUGGUUGCAUGCCGAUCAAUCAACAGCGGAGGUAAGUGUUUUUAAAUAUGUGUUUUGGACAUUUAAACCUUGUAUAAAAGGGUUUAAAAGAUGUAGACCUGUCAUCUCCAUUGAUGGUACUCAUAUUUAUGGAAAAUAUGACUUAAAGAUGUUAAUUGUUGUGACUGCUGAUGCAAAUGGACAAAUAUUUCCACUUGCUUUUGCAAUUGUUGAUAAGGAGACCAAAGAAGCGUGGUCAUGGUUUUUGUCGUACUUUGGAAUUCAUGUGGUAGCUGGUCGUAGAGGUGUUACGUAUAUAUCUGAUCGUGCUCCUGGAAUACUUAGAAGUUUUGAUGAUUUGGUUGAGUUGCAUGAGCCGAAUGCAUAUCUUCGUUUUUGUCUUAGGCACGUGAAGAGUGAUUUUCUGUCUAAGUAUCCUAAAAAGCAGCUUGAGGGAUUGAUGUGGCAGGCCACCAUCCAACACCAAGAACGUAAAUUCAAAGUUGUCAUGCAAUGUUUGAAAGAUGCUAAGCCCGAGGCUUACAAUUACCUAAUGAAAAUCCCACUAGAAAAGUGGACGGUUCAUCGUGACGGUGGUAGAAGAUGGGGCAUCUUAACAACCAAUCUUUCUGAAUCGUUCAAUGGGUUUUUGAAGAAAUCUAGAGGUCUUCCAGUUACUGCAAUGAUUAAGCUUACAUACGGCCAAAUUGUGGAAAGGUUUGUGUCCAGGAAACAGUAUGCACAAGACCUCAUUGAUGCACAAGAAUUGUGGCCCCCUGUGGUUUCAAGAAAAUAUCUGAAAUAUGAAUUGAAGUCCAAAAACCACAAGGUGAUAGCUUAUUCCAGGGAAACAUGUGUAUUCGAGGUUGAAACAUACCGUCGUGAAGGUCGCGGUGGCAGAAAACACAUUAUUAAGUUUAGGUGGCAGAAAACAUAUUAUUAA
Messenger RNA from Lycium ferocissimum, 963 nucleotides. RefSeq lists its product as uncharacterized. NCBI's taxonomy places the organism in Eukaryota, Viridiplantae, Streptophyta, Magnoliopsida, Solanales, Solanaceae. The record is from RefSeq and is a predicted model, not a curated record. The coding region runs from base 1 to 963 and encodes 320 amino acids. The transcript has a single exon.